UAGCGGCGGCGAGCUCUGUUUCCCUCAGGGCUCCUCAGUCUCCGCGAGACCAUGCUGGCCGGGUGGCGCCGCGUGGCGCGGAGUGCGGCCGGGGGCCUGAGGCGAGCCAUCGCCGCCCCGGAGGCCCGCAGAAGGGUCAGCACCAGCUGGUCCCCGGUGGGCGCCGCCUUCAACGCCCGGCAACAGCAGCAGGAGGCCGGGAGGAGGAAGACGGGUUUGUUUGGUGUAGCAGAGCUGACUUGUCCAGAAGGGUUUCAAGAAGCUCAGGAAAAAUCAUUACAAGAAACAGAACGUCUAGUCCAGAAAGCAUGUAUUACACCUCCUGGGAAAGAAAUAGUAAUGAUCUUUGAUCAGCUCUCAGAUGCCUUGUGUAGAGUCGCAGAUCUAGCAGAUUUUGUAAAAAUUGCUCACCCGGAUCCUGCUUUCAGAGAGGCUGCUGAGGAAGCCUGCAGAAGUAUUGGUACUAUGGUAGAAAAAUUAAAUACAGAUGUAGAUUUGUGCCAAAGUCUGAGAAAAUUGUUGGCUGAUAAAGAUGUUAUGGAUUCCCUUGAUCCAGAAACAAGGCGUGUGGCUGAACUUUUCAUGUUUGAUUUUGAGAUCAGUGGGAUUCACUUGGAUGAAAAAAAGCGUAGGAAAGCAGUAAAUCUGAACGUCAAAAUAUUGGAUUUAUGUAAUGAAUUUCUCAUUGGAUCUCAUCUCCCAAACAAGAUCGACAAGCACAUUUUGCCAGAACAUAUUCGCCAUAACUUUGCAGUUGAAGGCAAUUAUGCUCAAAUUAGUGGUCUCAAUGCAGAUAGCCCAGAUGAUCUGGUACGUGAAAUUGCCUACAAGGUUUUUCUCUACCCAAACGCUCAGCAACUGAACUGCUUAGAGGAACUGCUCACCAGCAGAAACCUUUUGGCCCAGUUAGUUGGAUAUGAUACUUUUGCUCAUCGGGCUCUUCAGGGAACUAUGGCACAAACCCCAGAAAGAGUAAUGCAGUUUCUUGUAAAGCUUUCAGACAAGUUAUUAAAUAGAAUUCAAAAGGAUUUUGAAAUGAUGGAAGGCAUGAAAAUGAAAGUAAAUCCUAUCAAAUCUGAAUUGAUGCCCUGGGAUCAUCCAUACUAUAGUGGCGUAUUGCGUGCUGAGAGGUAUAAUAUUGAACCUAGUCUAUAUUGCCCCUUCUUCUCUCUUGGAGCGUGUAUGGAAGGCCUGAACAUCUUAUUCAGUAAACUCUUAGGAAUAUCUCUAUAUGCUGAACAGACUGAAAAGGGAGAAUUAUGGUGUGAAGAUGUUCGCAAAUUGGCAGUUGUCCAUGAGCAAGAAGGUUUAUUGGGGUAUAUCUACUGCGACUUCUUUCAAAGGCCAGAUAAGCCUCAUCAGGAUUGUCACUUUACUAUCCGUGGAGGCAGACUACGAGAAAAUGGAGAGUACCAAAUUCCUGUUGUUGUUCUUAUGCUAAGUUUGCCUCAUUCCACAAGCAGUUCACCCACAUUGCUAACUCCUGGAAUGAUGGAGAAUCUUUUCCAUGAAAUGGGUCAUGCUAUGCAUUCGAUGCUGGGAAGGACUCGAUACCAACAUGUGACUGGAACAAGAUGUUCCACUGACUUUGCUGAAGUUCCCUCUAUCUUGAUGGAGUACUUUGCAAAUGACUAUCGAGUAGUAAACCAAUUUGCAAGGCACUAUAAGACGGGUCAGCCACUGCCCAAAAACAUGGUGUCAAGACUCUGUGAAUCUAAAAAGGUUUGUGCUGCUGCUGAUAUGCAAUUACAGGUCUUUUAUGCUGUUCUGGACCAAAUAUACCAUGGGAAACAUCCUCUAGAGAAAUCAACCACAGACAUUUUAAAGGAAACGCAAGAGAAAUUUUAUGGAUUGCCAUAUGUUCCUAAUACUGCCUGGCAACUCAGAUUCAGCCAUCUUGUGGGUUAUGGUGCCAAAUAUUAUUCCUACCUCAUGUCUAGGGCUGUGGCCUCCAUGGUAUGGAAAAAGUGUUUUGUGCAGGAUCCAUUCAACAGAGCAAUGGGUGAGCAUUAUCGCAGAGAAAUGCUGGCGCAUGGAGGUGGAAAAGAGCCCAUACUCAUGGUUCAAGGUAUGCUUCAGAAGUACCCAUCACUGGAAGAUUUUGUGGAUGCCCUUGUUUCAGACUUAGAUCAAGACUUUGAAACAUUCUUUAUGGAUUCUGAAUAAAAGAGAAGAGAAAAUUAAAUAUUCUGGUGAAGAUUUUUAAUACAUAUAAUAAUGUACAUAACUCACUUGUUGAUUAUAUUGCUAAAUCUUGAUGAAAAAAUGUGAAACAAAAGUAAAAGUUUACCUGAGAGUAAA
Messenger RNA from Anolis sagrei ordinatus, 2301 nucleotides. The record is from RefSeq and is a predicted model, not a curated record. NCBI's taxonomy places the organism in Eukaryota, Metazoa, Chordata, Lepidosauria, Squamata, Anolidae.